AUGAUCACUCCUUUUUUGGUGCUUGGUAUUGGAGUUGAUGACGCUUUUCUUUUGAUGCACAGUUGGUUCUAUUCACAAGCAGUUGCUUCUUCUCGAUUCUGUAAUAUAUACCUGGAAGUCGGUCCUUCCAUUACGCUUUCGUCCGUCACAAACGUAGCUGCUUUUCUGGUAUGCUUAUUUUGCUUUUUGCAUAAGAUGAUCACUCCUUUUUUGGUGCUUGGUAUUGGAGUUGAUGACGCUUUUCUUUUGAUGCACAGUUGGUUCUAUUCACAAGCAGUUGCUUCUUCUCGAUUCUGUAAUAUAUACCUGGAAGUCGGUCCUUCCAUUACGCUUUCGUCCAUCACAAACGUAGCUGCUUUUCUGGUAUGCUUAUUUUGCUUUUUGCAUAAGUACUGA
Gongylonema pulchrum is the source of this 396-nucleotide messenger RNA. NCBI's taxonomy places the organism in Eukaryota, Metazoa, Nematoda, Chromadorea, Rhabditida, Gongylonematidae. The record is from the annotation of a GenBank genome assembly.